CUGUAUCGAAAACAUUGAACACUUGUAAAAUGUCACGAACUGAAUGAAGGAUAAACUCAAGCCCUCCCCAGGUCUGUUGGAUUCUCCCAGGCAUAGAAUGACUAAGCAAAUUUAUCCUAAAGACGAAAAACGGAAUCAAAAGACUACCAUAUUUUACUGUGGCGUUGGUACUUGAUCACUAAAAUGGAAGGAAAACGAUCCAUGAUGAAAAUGGAUCCGCUUUCACCGGGUCCCUGUUUAGACAUCAGUGAUGAUGAACUGGUAACUAUAUCAGUGCGAGAUCUAAAUCGACAGUUGAAACUUCGAGGUUUAUCGAAAGAUGAAAUCGUGAGAAUGAAACAACGUCGUCGAACGCUGAAAAACCGAGGCUACGCAGCAAGUUGUAGAAUUAAAAGAAUUGAACAAAAGGAUGGGUUAGAAUCAGUGAAGACGCAAGAGUACCGAGAUAUGGAAGCAAUGCAGGAUGAUAAUAACAGAAUGCGUGAGGAAAUAGAGUCCUGGCAUUCAAAGUACUUAGCAUUGAAAAAAUUCGCAAUGGAGCGAAAGAUUCCUCUUCCUCCGGAGCUUGAAACUAUUUAACUUUUAGUAUUUAAUUAUCUAUAAUUAAGAUAACUUGUGUAAAAACUUGUGGAUAUUUAUGUUUGAAUGAUGAAUUAUGUGGAUUAUUUAAAAAACAUUCUUUGAGAUUAUAAAAUAUUUCCUAAUUUUUAAACGUAACUUUAAGUUCUAUUGUAUUGAGAGUAGUAGUAUUUCGUUAUUGUAAUAAUUAUUAUAGUCAUGAUAAUUAUUGAAUAAUUUUUAUACGAUAAUUUUUAAAAUAAAU
This is a messenger RNA of Chelonus insularis, 823 nucleotides long. It is a transcript of the gene maf-S, whose product is annotated as MAF bZIP transcription factor K. Gene Ontology annotation, cellular component: nucleus. Bases 184 to 579 code for a protein of 131 amino acids. Gene Ontology annotation, molecular function: RNA polymerase II cis-regulatory region sequence-specific DNA binding; DNA-binding transcription factor activity, RNA polymerase II-specific. Gene Ontology annotation, biological process: regulation of transcription by RNA polymerase II. The transcript is spliced from 2 exons. NCBI's taxonomy places the organism in Eukaryota, Metazoa, Arthropoda, Insecta, Hymenoptera, Braconidae. The record is from RefSeq and is a predicted model, not a curated record.